AUGCAGGAACUUCAUGUGUUACCUAAUGAUGGUUCAUCACACAAACUUUCUCCCAGGCCCGAAGCCCACGAUACUGGAAUGUGGAUAUGCCCUCAGUGUACUUAUCGUAAUUGGCCAAAAGCCAGAAAAUGUGUCCAAUGCUUAUGCGCUUCUCCAUUUCCAUUAGAAACUGAGCCACCACCUUCUAAGCGUCAUCAUUUACCAGUACAUCCAUCUUCGAUGAUUGACAAGUGGCCCUGUACAGUAUGCACAUAUGAAAACUGGCCUAAAACUCGAAAAUGUAUCAUGUGCCAUUCAUUCAGGCCAAUAAGCUCUCCAUCCAUUGCUGAAGAAGUACAUGUUGAUUAUGGCAAUGAUUGCAAUGCAGCUAUUCCUGCGAACUCAUUGAGGAGACGCAAAGGCCCGUCCCAAGGCACAUUACGUGAUGGUCUUUGGCUUGACGCCUGCCGGGCCGUUUUGGAAGGCGAAUUUGGCCCAAUAGAGCGUUAUUUUGCCUCUGGUGGACGUUUAGAUCGGAGAUUAUCUAAGCAGGUUCGUUUUUUAUAUACUUUUGGAUACUCGGAAGAUAUACGUAUAUUUUUUGGGUGUGAAUUCACCUUCCUUUAA
Messenger RNA from Protopolystoma xenopodis, 606 nucleotides. The record is from the annotation of a GenBank genome assembly. Lineage: Eukaryota; Metazoa; Platyhelminthes; Monogenea; Polystomatidea; Polystomatidae.